Molecule: messenger RNA, 1646 nt
Organism: Schizophyllum commune H4-8
Lineage: Eukaryota; Fungi; Basidiomycota; Agaricomycetes; Agaricales; Schizophyllaceae
Product: MFS general substrate transporter
Exons: 12
Coding region: 154-1527 (457 amino acids)
Biological process (GO): transmembrane transport
Cellular component (GO): fungal-type vacuole membrane
Molecular function (GO): transmembrane transporter activity
Source: RefSeq, a predicted model, not a curated record
CGCUGUCGGUGUUCCCGUCAUCGCUAUUUGUGUUCCUGUGCAUGAUCGGGGGCUGGUGACUUGCUUUCUGCGUCGACGAGGACUGCUGCAACGUUGAAGAGAACCACUGCAGCGUAGAGGAAGACCACCACUUCGUCGAGCAAGCCCGCCACGAUGGCGACGCCCGAAGUCCAGUGCUCGAAAGCCGUGCUAGCGGGGCCAAUCCCGCCUACAAAGCCGGAGGAAGAAACAGCGUCGGUGCAUGAGGGGGCUGGGGAGCGCGGGGACGAUGACGACUAUCCGGAUGGGGGGCGGAAGGCGUGGCUGGUGGUGCUGGGGACGUUCAUGUACGCGUGCGCGGUGAUGGGAUGGGCCAUGUCGUUUGGCGUUUUCCAGGAUUACUACCAUCGGCACGUCUUCCCCGACGUCGAUGUUAGUUUGCUGACCCUUGUCGGCGGCGCUUUGAACUUUGCGCAAACAUCGAUGUCCUACCUAUCGGGAGGCCUGGGUGAACGAUUCGGCUACAAGCGCAUGAUCGGCAUAAGCUCCAUCCUGAGCUUCCUCUGCAUGUUCGCGACCUCGUGGUGCACGAGCUUCGCCCUCGUCUUCCUCUUCCAGGGCUUCUUCCAGGGUAUUGUCAACGGGCUGCAGCUGCCGCUCAUCAUGUCCCUCCCCUCGCAGUGGUUCCUCCGUCGCCGAGGGCUCGCCACCGGCCUCGCCGUCUCGGGCGCGGGGAUCGGCGGCGCGGUCGUGAGCGUGGUGAUGCGGAAGCUGCUGACCUCCGUGGGAAACCACCACGCCCUCCUCAUCUACAGCUUCGUGAACGGGGUCACGUACCUCGUCGCCUGGCUCGUCAUCGACGCGCGUCGGCCCGCUGCGAAGCGCCGCUGGCUGCCGCGGAAGAUUAACGGGAGCUUCUAUUGCAUGACGUUCUCGAUGUUCUUCUCGAAUUGGGGGUAUUUGACGCCGUACUUCUUCAUCACGACGUUCACGAAGGCGACGGUGCCCUCGUUGGAUGAGAACUCGCUCCUGCCGGCCGUCCCGCUGAUAGUCAUGAGCGCCUGUAUUGCGUAUCUCUGCUGCUACGCACCUGUGAUCUCUUCACUGACGCGCCGAGCAGAUGGAAUUGGCCGCAUCGUCUCCGGCUUCGUCGCCGAUGGCCUGGGGCCCAUGAACAGCCUCUUCAUGUCCUUCUUCCUCGGCGGCCUCUCCCAGAUCCUCCUCUGGACAUUUGCCAAGACGUACGCCGUCACCAUCGCCUUCGCCGUCGUCUACGGCCUGCUCGGCGGCUGGUACGUGAGCCUCACGCCCGUCGUGUGCGCGCAGCUGUUCGGGAUCGAUGGCCUGGGGACGAUCACGGGGUGGAUGGUGCUGAUGACCGCACCGGGCCAAUUCGCCGGAGGCUCCGUUGGCGGGGCGAUUCUCUCGGCCGCUGGGAACGACUGGCGCUCGCUAUCGUUGUAUGCGGGCGCGAUGAUGAUCUUGGGCUCGCUGUUCGUGCUGUAUGCACGCAUCAAAAUGGAUAAGCGCUUGAUCAGCGCGGUAUAGAGGGCUUGAUCAGCGCGGUAUAGAGGGCUGUCGAGUGCAACGAGGAUAGAUAGUCUGUAGAUCUAGAACGAAAUAUGUAGCACUAUUACGAGAAUUCUGAGAAGUUGGGUUAGCAUACC